Arthroderma uncinatum is the source of this 648-nucleotide messenger RNA. RefSeq names its product RAN small monomeric GTPase (Ran). The record is from RefSeq and is a predicted model, not a curated record. Gene Ontology annotation, cellular component: nucleus; cytoplasm. Gene Ontology annotation, biological process: ribosomal subunit export from nucleus; protein import into nucleus. Gene Ontology annotation, molecular function: GTPase activity; GTP binding. The coding region runs from base 1 to 648 and encodes 215 amino acids. NCBI's taxonomy places the organism in Eukaryota, Fungi, Ascomycota, Eurotiomycetes, Onygenales, Arthrodermataceae. The transcript has 5 exons.
AUGGCUGAAGAGAAUAUACCCACCUUCAAGCUCGUCCUUGUCGGAGACGGUGGUACUGGAAAGACCACCUUCGUCAAGCGUCAUCUUACUGGUGAAUUCGAGAAGAAAUACAUUGCCACUCUCGGUGUCGAGGUCCACCCGCUCAAAUUCCAAACCAACUUGGGCUCCAUUCAAUUCGAUGUUUGGGAUACUGCCGGUCAAGAGAAGUUCGGCGGUCUCCGAGACGGCUACUACAUCAACGGCCAGUGUGGUAUCAUCAUGUUCGAUGUCACCUCCCGUAUCACCUACAAGAACGUCCCAUCCUGGCACCGUGAUCUCGUCCGUGUCUGCGAGAACGUCCCAAUUGUUCUCUGCGGAAACAAAGUCGAUGUCAAGGAGCGCAAGGUGAAGGCCAAGACCAUCACUUUCCACCGCAAGAAGAACCUUCAGUACUACGACAUCUCCGCUAAAUCCAACUACAACUUUGAGAAGCCAUUCUUGUGGUUGGCCAGAAAGCUUGUCGGAAACCAGGGUUUGGAUUUCGCCGCCAGUAUUGCCCUUGCUCCUCCAGAGGUCACUGUCGACCACGCAGAGCUCAAGAGACAAGAACAGGAAAUGCAGGUGGCCGCUUCCAUGCCUCUGCCAGACGAAGAGGACGCCGAUCUUUAA